UCCCAUCCGGGAAAUGUCAGCGGGAACAGUAAUGUUAGCUAACGGCUAGGUAUAACAGCUAGUUAGCAGCUUUCUAAAAUACAGAUUCAUUUAGCUUCCACGUACGCCUGUUUCUGCUUUGGAAGGCGAUGUCUCGGCCUCUAUUUGGAGGUGCCUUGUCGGCUACUAUUCCCCCUAACUCCAAAGAUAUCAGUGAGUUACGGGAGAUUCCUGAUAACCAGGAGGCAUUUGCACACACUCAGACAGACCAGAGCAUUAUCAUUGAGCUGCUGGAGUACCAGAACCAUGUGGAGGACACACAGGCAGCAAGGUAUCACUUUGAGGAUCUGGCUGGUGAUAAUAAGUCAUCGGCCACUGGCUCAUGGGAGGUGUGUGGGGUGGAGCCUCUUCUUCAAUACCAGCUGGAGUGCAGUUCUGCCUGGCUGCUCUCUGGAGCUCAGCUUAUUUCCAAGUUCAGUGAGGAGGCAAAGAACACUGUAAACAUUCACCUGGGGUUGUUCCGCCUACCACAGUACUCCACAGAUAUUCUGGUUACCUUCAAUGACCCAGUUAUUAUUAGUCACCUCAGUAGUAGCAGCUGUGCAUUAAGUGGAUCAGCUGCAACAGCCUGGACACUGCAGGACUUCCAUACUCUACUUCAGUCUUUACGCCUGCUUGAUCCUGGAGUGUUUGGAUAAGAGUCCUGUACGCACAGAGAUGGGUCAGUUUAAACAUAAGGGGAUUUCUGAGAGGUUGGACAAAGUGGAACCCUUUGAAGACACGGAUGUUAUGUAGACACCGUUAAGUAGAUCAUCUUCCAUAGGAAAGUGCCCAAUGAAUCAGAGCUGCCCACAAGAGUUCAAGUUCACUGUGUGUUUAUAUCUUUGUAUAUGUAUUUUUAUUGGUUCGAUCCUGAAUUGCUUACUCCUUUGAGAGGCCUAUCCGAGUAAGCUGUUUACAUGCUGUGAUUAAAAAAAAAAGAUUGUAGUAAAUACCAGACUCACAUCUAUGAAAGGAGAUCUAGCUGAUGCUGUGUACAUUUAUUCUGAGUCAAACACAUUUCUUUGGACACUUUAGUAACCAGAGCACAAACAUUGUUUCCAGUGACAGUGCUUCUCCUAUUGAGAGAAGUAGGGUGUAGUUCCAUUACAGAUUACUGGAUAACUAAAAGAUCGUUUGUAACCUUUAAGCUUGUAAAUUCACAAUCCCUUAUAUGACUUCCUUGACAAUUGAUUUAGCUUUAGAAUAAUGCAACAGGUUUUGCAGCCUUGUGCAUUUAGUUUCCACCUAAAACUUGCACAUUCAAGGAGGAAAAAAGUCAGACACAUUAUUGCAAACAUUUUAUUUACCUUUCAUUACCCACUAUCAAGAGAAAAAACAAAGUAACAAGCUCCACUAUACUACUGUUUUUACCAUCUCAUUUCAGGAGUUCAAUGACUUAUCUUAUGUUCAGUGCAGUUCUAUCCAGUGAGCACAGAGUAAGUGACAACUCCUUCUAUAACAGGAAAACUGACCUUACUCUGCAAAUGACGCUGUAAAAUCAGGCAUCUCUCACUGCUCUGGGGGAUAAUACAGACCUAAAGGAAUUCUACAUAAAAUCUGCAACUCAUUGAA
Molecule: messenger RNA, 1593 nt
Organism: Electrophorus electricus (electric eel)
Lineage: Eukaryota; Metazoa; Chordata; Actinopteri; Gymnotiformes; Gymnotidae
Gene: rangrf
Product: RAN guanine nucleotide release factor
Biological process (GO): protein import into nucleus; regulation of sodium ion transmembrane transporter activity; regulation of membrane depolarization
Cellular component (GO): nucleus
Molecular function (GO): transmembrane transporter binding; guanyl-nucleotide exchange factor activity; small GTPase binding
Source: RefSeq, a predicted model, not a curated record